Molecule: messenger RNA, 315 nt
Organism: Clonostachys rhizophaga
Lineage: Eukaryota; Fungi; Ascomycota; Sordariomycetes; Hypocreales; Bionectriaceae
Source: the annotation of a GenBank genome assembly
AUGAUAACUUCAGGCAACAAAUCUCCGCCCCCGUCUGCUGAUGGCGGCCUCAAUGCCGACGAUAAGCCGCGCCUGACGGAGGAAGAGAAAAAGCAGAACCACAUCGCGUCUGAACAAAAACGAAGACAGGCCAUCAGGGAAGGCUUUGAUCGCCUGACAGAGUUGGUCCCCGGCCUCGAGGGUCAAGGGCGCUCAGAGGGCCUGGUCCUGAAGCGGACUGUAGAAUACAUGAGAGACAAGAUCGAAGAGAGACGGGAGAUGGUGGACCGCAUUGAGCAGGCCGGCGGCGAGGUGGAUGAGAAGCUGAAAAGGUAA